Molecule: messenger RNA, 1625 nt
Organism: Phalaenopsis equestris
Lineage: Eukaryota; Viridiplantae; Streptophyta; Magnoliopsida; Asparagales; Orchidaceae
Product: ATP-sulfurylase 3, chloroplastic-like
Exons: 5
Coding region: 60-1457 (465 amino acids)
Biological process (GO): sulfate assimilation
Molecular function (GO): sulfate adenylyltransferase (ATP) activity; adenylylsulfate kinase activity
Source: RefSeq, a predicted model, not a curated record
AUAUUCCAAUACCUGUUAUUUUAAGGUAGUUGGUUUUCCCACUCGCCUGCCGCCGGGCGAUGGCUUACAUGGCGGCGCUCCUCGCUAAAUUACCUAGCCCUAAACCCCAAUUACCCCAAUCUCGAGCUCCGGAUAUCUCCGCUUCAGAUGAAAUCCACCUUCGACGGCACCUUGCCGGCCGCGCUAGGGUUCGGUGCGAGCUCAUCGAUCCGGACGGCGGGAAACUGGUACAGCUGGUUACUCCGGCGGGGCCGCAGAGAGAGGCUCGAGUCCGAGAGGCGGCGCCGGCGUACGGCCUUCCUCGGAUCAAGCUAUCGCGGAUCGACCUGGAGUGGGUUCAUGUUUUGAGCGAGGGUUGGGCGAGCCCGCUCCGCGGCUUCAUGAGGGAAGCCGAGUUCCUCCAAACACUUCAUUUCAAUUGCCUCCGGAUGCCGGACGGAUCUUUCGUCAAUAUGUCGGUGCCGAUUGUGCUUGCUCUUGAUGAUGGGCAGAAGAGGGCGAUUGAGGGGCGAGACAGAGUCGUGCUCGUCGAUGGGAAUGACAAGUCCGUCGCUAUACUUAGAGAUAUUGAAAUUUACAAGCAUAACAAAGAAGAACGAAUCGCUAGAACCUGGGGAACAACUGCCCCAGGUCUUCCUUAUGUUGAGGAUGCCAUCAGCAAAGCUGGAAACUGGUUGAUUGGGGGAGAUCUGUCAGUUAUUGAGCCAAUUAAGUACAACGAUGGCCUUGAUAAAUAUCGUCUUUCGCCUGCAGAUCUACGCAAAGAAUUUACGAGGCGCAAUGCGGAUGCCGUGUUUGCAUUUCAGCUCCGAAAUCCUGUCCACAAUGGCCACGCAUUGCUCAUGAACGACACUCGAAGGCGUCUUCUGGAGAUGGGCUAUAAAAAUCCAAUCUUGCUUCUUCAUCCCUUGGGAGGCUACACUAAAGCAGACGAUGUUCCUCUUAUUUGGAGGAUGAAGCAACAUGAGAAGGUACUUGAGGAAGGUGUGCUUGAUCCUGAGACUACAGUUGUUGCAAUAUUUCCAUCUCCCAUGCUUUAUGCAGGCCCAACUGAGGUGCAGUGGCAUGCGAAAUCUCGGAUAAAUGCUGGCGCAAAUUUCUAUAUUGUUGGCAGAGAUCCUGCCGGCAUGAGCCACCCCAUUGAGAAGAGGGACCUCUACAAUGCCGAUCAUGGGAAGAAAGUACUUGGCUUAGCCCCCGGUCUCCAUAAACUCAACAUCCUACCAUUCAAGGUUGCCGCUUAUGACAAGACUCAGGGAAAAAUGGCUUUCUUUGACCCCUCCAGGUCCCAAGAUUUCAUCUUUAUUUCAGGCACCAAGAUGCGAAAUCUGGCAAAGAACAGAGAAAGCCCACCAGAAGGUUUCAUGUGCCCUGGCGGGUGGCAAGUUCUGUCUGAAUACUACGACGGUAAAGCUUCUGAGGAGGAUACUAAACUCCAAGAACCUGUUCAUGCUUGAGACGAGGCUUCAGGCCGCUCAAAUCCAAUAAUAAAUUGCCACUGAUAUUGUAUCUUAUUUGUGGCUGAAAUAACCUGUGUGCUUGUGUGCGGAAAAUUGUGAUCAUUACUGUUAUCUUUGUGGAUAAACCAACUUGUGCUUGCUGUAGUUGGAUUCUGCGUUGUUCGU